Molecule: messenger RNA, 4665 nt
Organism: Ictalurus furcatus (blue catfish)
Lineage: Eukaryota; Metazoa; Chordata; Actinopteri; Siluriformes; Ictaluridae
Gene: cers2a
Product: ceramide synthase 2a
Exons: 11
Coding region: 737-1894 (385 amino acids)
Biological process (GO): ceramide biosynthetic process
Cellular component (GO): membrane
Molecular function (GO): sphingosine N-acyltransferase activity; DNA binding
Source: RefSeq, a predicted model, not a curated record
AGUUACACUGUAUAUGCAAGUAUUAGCUUUAGAUUCAUCGCCAUGCAGACAUGUUAACAUGUUAAAUCUGUAACACUGACUAUACUGCUCGCUGUUCUGUUCCGAAGAGGUAAAUUGUUUAGUUGUUUCUUCCGUCCCCACUUUGUCACUCGAACGCUCUGAUGUAGGAAAACAACAAAAAUGGCGGCGGUCGAAGAAAACGUCAUGACAUGUUAGCCCCGCCCACUCGUUAUUGAACCCUCCUCCCUCUUCAGUCUGGCUGAAUGUGAGUCUGCUGACUGGCUUCAGGCUUCAAACCAAAUCCGGCCGGAGGUAUUUAGCGAGUAACGCUCGGAAAGGUGGAAAACUGCUAACCUUACGUCACCUAUUACCAUCUGAAAAACAGCCGAGACUGGUGUAGUUUAUUAUAAUUACUAUUUUUUGUUUUUAAAAGAAGUGCGUUCGCUUAGAAACCCUGCCGAAUGAACCCGAGGCGGCGGCGGAAGCAGCAGCAGCAGCCGACGUGGAGGAGGCGCAGCUCCGGACAUAAACACUCCUGGUUUUAAAGUUUUCUUCAGAACUUUCAGAGAAAAUGACUCAGGAUUACGGAGCGCGGACUAUACAGCUCGAGUGGCCUUGAACAAUUCUGGACUUUGUACUUUGUUUUUGUUUUAUAUAUAUUGCAGUUUUUUGGGGGGAAAUAGUUUGGUCUUGAGUUCACACCCUUUUUGUGCCUUGUACCUGCGUUUGGCGGAAGAUGCUGUCCUGGCUGAGCGAGUGGUUCUGGAACGAGCGGCUGUGGUUUCCAGAGGGUUUGGGAUGGGCUGAUCUAGAGAAUCACGAUGGUCUUUUCUACCCCAAAGGCUCUGACCUCUGGGUUACCCUUCCAAUAGCCCUGGCCUUCCUUAUCAUACGCCAGAUAUUUGAGAGGACAGUGGCACUUCGGCUGGCCUCGGCGAUGGGAGUGACUGAGAAGGUGAGAGUGCGGGCAACACCUAAUCCAACUCUGGAGUCGUACUUCUGCACCACGAGUAAACAUCCAGCACAGAGUGUGGUGGAGAGUUUAAGUAAACAGACGGGGAAUUCCCAGCAACAGGUGCAGAGGUGGUUCCGGAGACGGCGCAACCAGGAGCGACCCAAUCAGCUUAAGAAAUUCAGGGAAGCAAGUUGGAGAUUUACAUUUUACCUUCUUGCGUUCUUUGCUGGACUGGCUGUUCUCAUUGACAAACCCUGGUUCUUCAAAAUGGAGGAGGUGUGGAAUGGAUUCCCAACACUGAAUGUGCUGCCUUCUCAGUACUGGUAUUACAUGAUCGAGCUGGGUUUCUACAUGUCACUCCUCUUCAGUGUGGCAUCAGACGUGAAGCGAAAAGACUUUAAGGAGCAGAUUGUUCACCAUGUUGCCACCAUUAUUUUGAUCAGUUUCUCCUGGUGUGUGAACUACAUUCGAGCAGGAACUCUGAUCAUGCUAGUGCACGAUGCCGCAGAUUAUCUGCUUGAGUCGGCCAAAAUGUUUAACUACGCCGGCUGGAGGAAGACGUGUAACUACAUCUUCAUCAUCUUUGCUGUCGUCUUCUUCAUCACAAGACUCGUGAUUUUACCGUUCUGGAUCAUGCACUGUACGUGGGUCUAUCCAGUGACCAUCUAUCGUCCCUUCUUUGGUUAUUACUUCUUCAACGGGCUUAUGAUGGUGCUUCAGUGCCUACACAUCUUCUGGUUUGCGCUCAUUCUGCGCAUGGCCAUCAAGUUCCUCCCAGGCAAUCACAUUGUGGAAGACGAGCGGAGCGACAGAGAAGAGACGGACGACUCUGAGGACGAGGACAAGGCGCAGGAGAGCGAGAGACGGCCCAAGACGAAAAAUGGACCGCUGCAGAAUGGCUACUCUGCCUCAAACAACAACCACCGCAAGAUGGAGUGAUGAGGGGAAAGAGGAUGAGCGGAGGUGUAGUUCUCCCAUGCCCACUAUGAUAGAUACAUAAACACACACACACACACACACAGACUAAUAUAUUGAGGCAGUGAUAGAAGCAGCUAGUUUGGAAAAUUGGUUUAAACAGAUCAUACAGUCACACGUUUUCAUUACAUUUGACCAAGUAUUCGGUUCACUCUUAAACACUAAUCACCAAGAAAGAAUUAUGUUCCAGAUGAAAUCAUCAUAAAGGUCAACUUCAGUAAAUGCACUAAAUUCUGUUCGAUCUCGAGGCAUUGAAUCUUCCUUGACCCGCUUCGCGCAUGACCCUGCAUACUGCCUGGUUAAUGUGAAACCCUCACUCAUCUUUCUUUCUAGCCUUACUGCUGGUGUUUCUCAUCACACGUGAUCUCACUGUGUAAAUACGUCUCAUGAAGAUUUGCUAAGCUUGAAGGGUACCAAUCUUUGGCUUUGUAUUUUGCAAGCAACUUUACAGAUUUUCCUGACAUCGAACUCUCGUUAAGUCUCCAAACACAUUCCUAGUGUAUGUAUGAACGCACACACACACACACACACACACACACACACACACACACACACACACCCCUCUGCACUGUCGUCAGGCCUCCUGUGUACUGCCCCCAUUUCAGUUGCACUAUCGUAUCGUUUUGCUAUGCACUACCACUGCCUUAGAGAUUAUCUCCUAGAAUGUGUUGUUCGAGGGCCACAAACUAACCGAUCGACAUCCCGCUUAAACACACCUGAUGAUACCGUUCUAUUAAGUCGCGCUGUUCUGUGCAGGACAACUGGCAAUCUCUUUACCCCCCCAUCUCGCCCCAUCAUGAAGCUGAAUGUCGAAUUAUUCCUCGUUUGGUGCCUUAUGUUUCUCCAGCAUAGCGAUAUCUUCAUUGUCUCGCAUCAGAAUCUGUCGAAUCCAGCUUUAGUUGUUAUUGGCAAAUUCAGUACACGCGCGUGUCGUAAAACUCCUCUCAGUUAAAGAUGUGCUCCAAAUCAAUUCGUGACAUUUCAAUCUUCCUUAUUUUAUUUGAAUGUUCUUCUCGGUCUUUAUUUACAAGGAUUACUCAGAUUAAUAUGAUUUUACUGUAUGUUUGGGUUGUUUUUGAUUUUUUUAUGUUUUUCAUUUCAUUAUUUUACUAGAGGUCCAAAUUUAUUCGUUAAGAUUCCAAGAAGUUCCAGGGUUUUGUUUUUUAUUUUAAAGAAAAACACCACCAAAAUUUCUUAGUGAGGGCGCUUUCGUUGUUCAAUAUGUUGUGACCGAUUAUUCUAAGUUUCAGUAAAUUGGAUUAAGAACGAUUUCUGCUCUGUAUGGAGUCAGCUGUUGGGGGUUGGGGAAUUUUUAUUUCUGUUCAGAAUCCUGUUCACAAACAGGAAAAACAAAGAGAUGUUUUACCAAAUAAGAUCUUAGAAGGUAACAGUCUAGUCUAUCUACCUAUCCAAUGGUUUUCGUAUCAGUCGUAGUAUUAAUACGAUGAAGAGUCAGUAUUCAUCACUCGUCUGGCUUCAGAUGCACUUUAUAAAACGUGGCGCGUAGAAAUAAAGCCAGAGUUAAACUGGAGGUUUGAAGUGCUUUUAUAGUCGAGUCGGUUUGUAAACAUUGUGCAUGUGUAAAACUCGUACAGUUCAACUAGGCUGAAAUAGACACCGGAGGUUUAUGGGUUUCAGAGUUAAACAUCUGUAAAGUCCUCCUGUAACGCUGUAAACUGUCUCAGAGCUCAACGGCUCACAAACCCACUGAACUCUACAUUAUAAUCCAGUGUUAGAAGUAAAAGAUUAGAAAAUAAACGAGACUAGGAAUAAGAUUAUACGUAAGGUUUACAUGUCGUGGUCUUGUUGUUUAUUACACUGCAGCUAUUGACUGUAAUUCUUUUUGUUUAUCCGUUUCUUGUUUUCUUACUGCUUGUAAGCGCUUUAUUUCUAAACUGCGAUUGUGUUCGCUUGUACUUGCUCGUUCUUGUCUUGUUCUCCAAGCUCGCAGCCUUUACCUUUAUGGUACAAAGCGUUCAUGAUGGUGGGCUUGGCUUCAUCCCGAAUACUCUGAAGCAGCCACGUUUUAUUUAACUACACGCGGUAAUUGGAAAAAAUUAUAUGCGGUGUAGAUGAUGUCACCCUGAAUCUAAAAAGCAAACCAUUACUGACGCUGAUAUGAUGAGAUUAAACUUUAGACUGCAAUUACUCUCUUCUCUCCCGCCCGCCCCCCUUUUUCAUUUUGGUUCAUCUCUUUUCUGUUCUCGCCUCUCCUCCUUAUCUAAAUUAAUCACCCCUUACAUCCUAAUGUCCAAACCAAUCUGACCAAAUGAGAUGUCACCAUCUGUUGUCUACAUACCUGAUACACACACAAAAAACAUCAUCAGUGUCAAAACUGGCAGUGUUUUUAUGUUGUAUUUUGUAUCAUGUUUAUGCAAUUUAAGAUAAAAGACUGUGGAUAACCAAACCUUUGGGCUUUGUGUAUUUGUUUCCGCUGUGGUUGUGGUUUGGGGAAGAGGGAAGAUCCUAUUAUCUGACAUUAUAUCUGAAUCUGCUUAGUAGUAGAAAUACAACACCUAUUUGUAUCAUAUGAGUCCAUCCUUGAUUUUAUGAAAUAUCAGACACACAGAAAAUGAAUGUGUGUGUGUGUGUGUGUGUGGAUUUUGAAUAUUUGUAGUUUACCAGUAAUAGUCUGUACAUUUUAAAGUAAAGAACACCAUUGUACAUUUAUAUACAGUCAUGGGGGAAAAGAAAGUAAAUCAUCAUCUUCUAACUUCUAUAAACAAACAAAUAAC